Messenger RNA from Diachasma alloeum, 3246 nucleotides. RefSeq names its product F-box/LRR-repeat protein 2. Gene Ontology annotation, molecular function: protein binding. Gene Ontology annotation, biological process: SCF-dependent proteasomal ubiquitin-dependent protein catabolic process. Gene Ontology annotation, cellular component: SCF ubiquitin ligase complex. NCBI's taxonomy places the organism in Eukaryota, Metazoa, Arthropoda, Insecta, Hymenoptera, Braconidae. The record is from RefSeq and is a predicted model, not a curated record.
AACAGAUAGGUUUCCAAGUAUUAUUUCAUUGAAUUCGGAGCGAAGUGAACCGGUUUUACAUAAAUAAAUUAUAUGCUUUUCAAACUCCCCGAGUCUUUCAAUGUUUCAUGAUGCAUUUUUCGUGUUUUUCAUUCCUCUUCUCCAACCACGUUCCAAAUAAUAAUUCGAGAGCCACAUCCAGAAAAAUACCCAUUGUUACAGGAAGUUCGAUAGUCUGGAAAUGAGAGAAAAAAAAGCAUUCAAAGUUUAGAGAGUCAAACCGAAGCUAAAAAGUGUAAAAUCAAUGCUUACUCAUAAAACAGCUGCUUGUUAGAAGUUGAAUGCAAAAAGGGAUGAUUUUUCGACUGUUCACCAGACCCUUCCCGAAAUUUUAUUUAGUUUAUUGAAUCGUCAUGCACUACUACCGCACUGGAUUGAGGUUAAUGUCAACACUGAUGCACUUUUUGAUCAUCGAAAUACCACUAGUUCGAGCUCACAGAGGGGGAAUAAAGUAUAAUCACCAAUAAUAAUUGGUGAUGAAUAAUUAGGGAACAGUAUGAUUACAUUAAUGGAACAAUCGAUAGAUUGAUUUAUCACACAAAGUUGAAGAUCUCUGCUCCGAAAUGAUACUCCAUGUACAUACAUACAGCAUCAGCGUAUCACGAACUAUAGCUGCUGGUAGUAAAAUUUGGUGCUAUAGUAUAUGCCACUCUUUUAACGAUUGAGAGGAAAUCAAUUGAAAGGAUCAACCUAUCGAUUACCUCAGCAGUGUCUUAGGGAGGAACAAACGACGAACAAACGAUUCAUCAGAAGGAACAAUUUAAAAUGAUUAGAUCUUUACGUGGGAGGGGCUAAAUUGAGGAAACAUGGGAGGAAAAAAUAAAAAAUCAAUUAUAAAUAAUUGGCUGGGGAACAAACGCUGAAAAUCCUCGAACAAUCAAGAACAAUUGACGAACUAUCGAUUGCAUUCGUCAAAAAUCAAUAAUUAUGGUAAUGAGUGGCUAACUUUGGAUGGGUGUAUCCAGCCACGAUUAUUCUUUUGUGGUGAGAACUAUAGCUACCUGAAAGUUUCGCACUAUUUGGCAGAAAUGUUAACUAUGAGGGAAUUUUAACACCCCUGUCGGUCCCACGUGAUGCGGUUAAGCGCGGGUUGUGUCAGUCACUUUCGUUUCGUCAAGGUAGUCACAUAUCGCGCAAGCAUACUGUUGGUUUUUCUUCGUUAAUCUGGAAUGGAGCACAUAGCACGUACGAAUCUUCCAUGGGAUUCAUACAUGGGUAGGUACCAUGGAAUGUGCGAUCCCAUUCUUGAACAAAUAUUGAAACGUGGAGGCGAAAAUUCACAGAAACACAACGAACGACUGAUUGAGAUGUGGUCAACAAGAACGCGCAAUCAUACCUCUCAGGCGAGGUACAAAAGAUUGUUGCGAUCAUUGAAUACCGAGGCAGUAAGUGACUCCAAUUCUAUCAACAACAAACUAAAUGACGAUUGUCUGGAGACAAUAUUCGAGUACCUUCCUGCUAAAGAUAAACUUGCAUUUGAAUAUGUUUGUAAGCGUUGGAAAGAAGUUGCUGUGUCAGGCUGGUUGCGUGUAAGGAGUCUCAACCUAUACGAAUCACCUGGUGAAGAUGAUACAUCUCCCAGUGAUAAGGCCAGGACUAAUCGAAUUUUUGGAGGAAUUCUCAAGAAAUGCGGAGAUCAUUUGCAGCGCCUGAAGAUCGGGAAUCCUUGCGACUACAAUAUUUUAUCAGCUGUUAACCAGUACUGUCAAAAUUUGACAAUAUUGAAAGUUUCAUUCACCAAGUUCACGACGCAAGAUGCUAGGAUGUUUCCGCGAAUGCAGAACCUGAAGCAUUUGGAAAUAAGAGGGCUCAAACAUUAUCCCAAACAUUUAUUCGAGGUACUGCCUGUUGACAGUUUAACGGAAAUCCACCUCUGGGCCACGGGUUAUGGGAGUUUACCACUCAUUGCUCCUACUGUGCUUGAAAGAUGUACAAAGCUGACAGCUCUAAGUCUAAAUGGUUUCGCCCCGGAUCCUAAUGUAUUGAACGUCAUCAGUCAGAAGUCGGAGCUCAAAUCUCUUUCUCUAUCAAACUGUCUGCUGAAUGUAGGACUCCCAUCACUGAAGUUGCUCACAAAUCUGGAGCGCCUUGAUCUCAGCUGGGUUUCAGGAGUUGUCGAGUGCUACGUAGAACAACUAUCGAAAUUCUGCGAAAAACUAAAACAUUUGGAUCUCACUCAUUGCUCAUCCCUCGACGAUCAAGGAAUCGCUCAUCUGGCAAAAUUACCACAACUUGAAGGACUUAUUGUGAAAAGGAUUCCUGAAAUUACUGACGCUCCCUUCAGAAAUUUACGUCACUUGACGGAGCUGCAGUGUGGAUAUAACUCACGUAUAAGAGACCCAGGAAUGAUUGCGCUGCUGGAAAAUGCGCCACACCUGCAGUACUUGAAUGUGAGACGUACCUCAGUCACCGAGGUGUUGGUCACUGAAGCAGAGAAAAUCACAGAACGGAGAACCAAUAAUCUUCCACUUUGUGUCCUAGUCUCCAGAUCGGUUGGUGUAAUGAGUGAAGUAUUCUCUUGUCUGAUUGCUGGAGUCAAUAAUUCGGUCUUUGAGAGUCAAUAUCCAGAAAAAGGAGAACGAAAGCAUUCAUAUCAUGAGGAGAGGCAAUACUUGAGUGAAUAUUGAGACUGACACGACAUUUAAAUUGUUCUAGAUUGGAUCCGGUUAGGAUAUACGGAUGAAUCGUGGAUUUGAACCCCACCAUUUGGCCCGAAUUAGAAUAAUCCAAUCAUGACUUUAGCUCUAUUGACACUGACAUUGAUGUAGUUAUUGAGAGGUAUCUUGCGAAUGAUGCCUUUCAAGAACAUUUAGUAAUUAUGUGAUGACAACAGGAUAGAAGACAAGUCCUAACAAACGAAUGCAUAGAAAUGUGAUGAAGAAGUUUUUGUAGAUUUAUCAAGAUAUGUUUGGAGGAAUGAAUUUUACAGAUUACGAUAAAGAUCUUUUAAAUUUUUUUUCCUUCUCGAUUGGAAAAUAUUUACAAAAUAAUUAGUAGAGAAUAUUUACUUUUAUCUUCUUUUAUUAUUUUGUUACCUGAAUUAUUAAUUUGCAGACAUAGAGACCAUGUUUUUUUGUUCUCUCUAACUCUGAGGAACUGCAAAAAAUUGUAUAUUAUUCUUGACUCUGUAUGACUAUUUCAUUUUUCAUACGCGGAAAAUAAUGAGGAAUUGUAUAAAUACAUUGCGCAUACCGUAUUUCACGUAAA